AUGCCCACACCUACCUUCCUCCGCCGUCCCCCCAGCCAAUGCAGCUGGCUUACGGCGAACACGCUCGACACCAUGCACCCCAGCGAAGGACUUCCCUCUCGACAUGUGCAUGCCUGGCGCCAAGCAAGCGAGCUCUACCGUGACGCUCAAAUCGCCAUCAGCGCCGAAGCUUUUCUGGAGCUGUCCUGGACCAUCGAGCAAACGCUCGAAAGCAACAUGUGUUUGAUCAAUGCCGCCAUUCUCUUUGCCCAGCUUGGAGAGCCACAUAUAGCCACCGACAUUUUGGAUGGCGCUGAGCCGCCCGAGGAAUUGGCCGCGCUUGUCAUGUUCAUUCUCGGCCACGUAGAGGCUCAGCAGAGCCACCAUGCUCGAGCACAGCUUUGCUUCAACAUCUGUGUCAAUAAGCUGAGCGUCGAGAGCGAACGCAAGUUGGACUUCAGACAUUGCGGCCUGGACUUCGCGCUGUCGGUAGCCGACUGCCGCUACUAUCUCUUCAUUAUCCGAACCAUGAAAGACAGCCUGUCCGACGAACUUGAGAGCCUGGCGAACUUUCCACUCGACACAUUAUUCAAGCCGCCGAAGCUCCCAGACGACGAGUACAAUGCUCCACUGAGCCCAGUCAGCGACGUGUCAUCCAGAAGUUCCAUUGGAAGUGGCGUGCCGACGCUCACUGACCAAAGCAUACCUUCAUCGCUCGAAAACGCUCCAACUCCAACAUCCACAGAGGCUCGGGAUAGUGGCUUAUGGUGUAUGCCGGCACCUCUGCACAAUGUCAAGCAGCAGCAAAGGGCAAUCUCUCCCCUGCGAUACGGUUUGUUUCCCAGGACGGGCGGUGUCGGCGAGGACCCGGUUCCCGUCUCUCAUCUUCUGGAUGAAGAAGUGGAUGGUCUGCGAAGGAUCACGUUAACAGACGGCAAUGCGUCACAAUGCACCUUCGACACGACCGAUGAAUGGCUGCACACGAUCAUCGAAGACAGCGCAUUUGACGGACCGCCAAUCCUACCUCUAAAGAAUCCCAGGCGAAACACAGCAGGCUCUCGAGAGCUACAAACGCCGGGCAUUCCCUCAAGUCCGAAUACCGCUGUAGACCCAAUUCCCGUACCAGCUGUGCCAGUGUCAGGGCUUUCACAUCCUGUGGAAAAGCUUGUAGUCUCCUCGCCCCCGAAGCCUGCACCCGAGAGACGCAAGAGCAAGUUUAGGCUGGACAAAAUGAGCAACAAGAGGGAGAAGAAGGAUGUCGCUCCUCUGCCCCUGCUCAUCCGUCCAAGUCUUCCGAGGACUCCCUCGGUCAUGAGCAAGAUGAGUUGGAAGUCGACGUUUUCGAGAAGACCGCCGGGCGAGGAAAGGACGGGAUAUGCUUCUCAGUACCAGCGCAGGCUCGAAGCACAGCAAGUGAACUCUUUUGCCGUCUUCUUUGGCGGGUUUGGUAGGAUGUGAAGCACUGUCGCUCUUGGUGUGAUUCCAGGGCGCAUUUCACAGCCUGGCACCUCACAUGCCAAAUACCCAACCAAGCAGACCAAGUCAGGCGCUGAGCUCAGUGCUUGUGCGUGGUCCGGCAGAAUGUGUGGGCGCACGCCAACAUUCUGCGGAUGAUUGAGUCGUCCGUUGCAGGGCAAAGAUGGUAGAACCUUGCCUUGGCUGCGAAACGUGCUGCUAUCUGGCUACGUCGGCCAGUUUUGUUCAGCAUCGCUAUGAGUGAACUCCAGCGCAAUUCCAGAAUGAUGCGCAUAAGACCGGCGACUUCGAUUUUUCUGGUCGGACUCAAGCGGUUGUACGCCGAGACUUGCGGCUGUCGAGCGUGGUAUCGCGUUAUCGACAGUCUCGAAAUGACACUGCUUGCCUUUUCUUAAGCAACGCCCACAGCGGUUCCGAUCGUGUCCAAUAGAGAUGGUCUUUUAGAAUGGCGGCAACCGACUGCCUUCACAGUUAGAUCUCGGGAAGCUGUCGAGCAUUCCCGACUCGCUCGUACUGCACGCUUGGGGAGAUGGAUCGUAUCCCAGUGCAGAGGUACAGUAGAAGCGCGCGAGGACGCGACACUGCCGAUCCGGCUCUCAUGAUGCGACAUUUGACUACAAUCAAUACUCGUAUAUCGUUUGUC
Pseudocercospora fijiensis CIRAD86 is the source of this 2098-nucleotide messenger RNA. RefSeq lists its product as uncharacterized. The record is from RefSeq and is a predicted model, not a curated record. The transcript has a single exon. Lineage: Eukaryota; Fungi; Ascomycota; Dothideomycetes; Mycosphaerellales; Mycosphaerellaceae. The coding region runs from base 1 to 1437 and encodes 478 amino acids.